This is a messenger RNA of Mangifera indica (mango), 1212 nucleotides long. Its product is annotated as glucan endo-1,3-beta-glucosidase 12-like. The coding region runs from base 121 to 912 and encodes 263 amino acids. The transcript is spliced from 3 exons. The record is from RefSeq and is a predicted model, not a curated record. Lineage: Eukaryota; Viridiplantae; Streptophyta; Magnoliopsida; Sapindales; Anacardiaceae.
ACCCACCAUUGGACCUCCUUCCUUGGUCUUGUUUUAUUAUAUAACUUAGCUUCUAUAUCAUUCUUAUUCACAAACAAGAUCAAUUAUAGUAUUGUCCUUGAAGAAAACCAGCUUGGAGACAUGGCUUCUUCUUCUACAUUUCCUCUCCAAUGUUUCACCAUUCUUCUUUUGUAUUUUGUCCUCACUUCAGGUUCAAGUGUUGCAGAGAAACCUGAAAUGGAAGGAAUCCAGAAGGCCAGAAAACUAGAAAAUGUAGGAGACCCAUUGGCUACUCAAUUUGAUACAACUGUUCCCAUCAUUAACCCAACAAAUUCAGGUAACAAUCCGAACACUCCAUUUAUCAAUGCAGCAGCAAACUCCUCGCCGCCGCCGCCGCCAACAACCACCAUGACACCAAUUACAAACCCAACUCCAUACACAACACCUCCAGCAUCAUCAGGUGGCCAAUGGUGCAUUGCAAGCCCAACUGCUUCUGAAACCGCCUUGCAGACCGCUCUUGAUUAUACUUGUGGCUAUGGAGGUGCAGAUUGUUCUCAAAUUCAACCAGGUGCAAGUUGCUAUAAUCCAAACACUGUCCGGGACCAUGCUUCUUUUGCAUUCAACAAUUACUACCACAAGAAUCCGGCUCCAACUAGCUGCGUUUUUGGAGGAGCAGCUCAACUUACAAGCACUGACCCGAGUAAUGGAAACUGUCACUAUCCAUCAACCACAGGAUCAACUCCACCAGCAAACAUAACUCCUCCAGCAAACCCAACUCCAACAAUCGCCAACCCUCCUCCAUCUCCGACUACAACGAACCCAUAUAUAACUCCAACAGGGCUCCCCAGCUCAGCCACUUCAGUGCCCUGCAGCCUGCUUCUGUUGGCCGCAACAGGGUUCAUCUGUUCACUUCUUGCUGAAAAUUAUCUCUAAGAAGACAGGAAAUCCAUAUUCUGCAUAAAGAUGGAGAUUCCCUUGCUUGACACUACACUUGAUGAAGUUGUAAGCCAGCAAUGAGACCGACAAGAAGAUGUUACUGCAAGGCUCUUUUCUCACCAUAAGAUUGAUUACUAUACUUGUAUGUAAUGCAAUAUUAGUUGAGAAAAGCAGCCUUGAAGAAAUGAAGAAGAUCUUAGAAUCCUAAGGUUCUUGAACUCCUUAGACACAAUGAAAUAGCUACAAUUUAUCUGCAGUAUUAACCAAAUAAAUUAUUAGAGAGGCACUUUAUAUCUA